Molecule: messenger RNA, 821 nt
Organism: Sander lucioperca (pikeperch)
Lineage: Eukaryota; Metazoa; Chordata; Actinopteri; Perciformes; Percidae
Gene: mrpl27
Product: mitochondrial ribosomal protein L27
Exons: 4
Coding region: 89-547 (152 amino acids)
Biological process (GO): translation
Cellular component (GO): mitochondrial large ribosomal subunit; ribosome
Molecular function (GO): structural constituent of ribosome
Source: RefSeq, a predicted model, not a curated record
CAGUGAGCUGGUACGAUCUAGCGUCAUUCUUGGGGACUUGAAGGCAGCGAACGCAUCCGGAUGUGACGCAAAUACGCAAAUGAUGUAAAUGACAUCAUUCAAGAUGGCAGCGCUGGCGUCCUUGAUGCUCAAGUCUAGAGCAGGUGUGUUGGUGCCUGGCCAGACCUCUCUGAUAGACUCUGUGAGGUUUGCGUCUAAGAAGGCUGGCGGCAGCAGUAAGAACGUCGGUGGAAAGAGCCCUGGGCGGAGAUAUGGCUUCAAGAAACAGGAUGGAAACUUUGUCCAUGCGGGGAACAUCCUGGCAACACAGAGGCUGAUGAGGUAUCAGCCAGGAGCACAUGUGGGGAUGGGAACCAACAAGACGCUCUUUGCUCUGGAGGACGGCUACGUCAGGUUCACCAAGGAGGUCUACGUCCCGCACCCACGCAGCCCCGAGGCCACCCAGGUCAUCACCAAGCUGCCAAAGGGAGUGGUGCUCUACAAGACCUUCAUCAGCGUCCUGCCAGUCAAACAGGAGGGCAAGUUUAAACUGGUGGACAUGGUCUAAGACCGCCUGGACUGGACUGGGACCUUAUUGUUUCCCAGGUAUUCUUGUGUUUGGCCGGAAUCAAGGAGGAUUUGCGUUGACUGACACUUUGACUGAUUUCGGGAGAUCUAAAUGAACAGCAACCAGAGAGCAAAGCUGAGUCGGUGGAAACCUGCAGACUCUGGGCCUCUUCCUUGGCUUCCUGUCUCCAUCAUUAUGUGACAAACUAUUGCACCUAUAAAAACAGAAGUUCAGUUUUUAUGUACACAUGACAUAACAAUAAAAUGUUUCCACU